UAAUAGUGGAAAUCUCACCUCCUGCGAAACUACUAAAAGGCCUCUGUUUCUGUCUGUGUCUCUCUUUCUGUGUGUAAGCUUCCAAAUCAAAAGAAGGAAGAACCAGGAAAAAGAAAGGCUAAGGAAGAAUGGCGAGUAGAUAUUGGGUGGUGUCAUUGCCAGUUCAAAAUUCAGCUUCCACUUUAUGGAACCGUUUACAAGAUCAAAUCUCUAAGCAUUCAUUUGAUACUCCUCUUUAUAGGUUUAAUAUUCCUAAUCUCCGAGUUGGAACCCUCGAUUCUCUCCUUUCCCUUAGCGAUGAUCUCGUAAAGUCAAAUAGCUUUAUAGAAGGAGUGUCUCACAAGAUCAGAAGACAGAUCGAGGAAUUGGAAAGGGUAUCUGGUGUGGAGAGCAGUGCUUUGACUGUUGAUGGUGUACCUGUUGAUUCAUAUCUCACCAGGUUUGUUUGGGAUGAAGCUAAGUAUCCAACAAUUUCGCCUCUAAGGGAGACUGUUGACAGCAUUCAUACUCAAGUUGCAAAGAUUGAGGAUGAUCUCAAGGUUCGUGUGGCUGAGUAUAACAAUGUGCGCAGUCAACUCAAUGCCAUUAACCGGAAGCAAAGUGGAAGCCUAGCAGUCCGUGAUCUUUCCAAUUUGGUGAAACCAGAGGAUAUUAUUACCUCUGAACAUCUUACGACGCUCCUUGCUGUUGUUCCCAAGUAUUCACAGAAGGACUGGUUGGCGAGCUAUGAAACAUUGACCAGCUAUGUGGUUCCCAGGUCCUCCAAGAAGUUAUACGAGGAUAACGAAUAUGCCCUUUAUACAGUGACACUAUUUAACCGUGUUGCAGACAAUUUUAGAACCAGUGCACGUGAAAAAGGGUUCCAAAUUCGUGAUUUUGAAUAUAGUCCGGAAGCACAAGAGAAUAGGAAGCAAGAGUUGGAACAAUUAAUGCAAGAUCAGGAAAGCUUUAGAAGCUCUCUUUUGCAAUGGUGCUAUACCAGUUAUGGAGAGGUUUUCAGCUCCUGGAUGCACUUUUGUGCAGUACGUGUUUUUACAGAGAGCAUCCUAAGAUAUGGAUUGCCACCAGCUUUCUUGGCUUGUGUUUUAGCUCCAUCUGUGAAAGGUGAGAAGAAAGUGCGUUCAAUUCUUGAAGGAUUGUCAGACAGUGCAAACAGUACAUACUGGAAAUCUGAAGAUGAAGUGGGAGGAGGGUUGGCUGCUUUAGGGGGGGAUGCCGACGCUCAUCCCUACGUGUCCUUCACAAUCAAUCUUGCGUGAAUCAUGCACAGUCCCAGUUCCUUGUCUGCCAAAUUCCAAGUCCAAAGAGUGCUUUAGACAUCAAUAAAUGGACAGGAAGGAAGAUACUGUAUAUUAGCAUUUGAUAGGUCAAUUCUUUGGUUUAUUUAUAACUGGAGCAUGUCAAUUUAAGUGUUCUUGGUUUAAUGAGUGAGCAGUAUUUGCGGGGAAGAUUCAGCACUUUACCAUUAUGUAUUGACACAAUUAUAUUUUGAGGUUCCAGCUUUGGAAACAUGUUUGUAGUCAUUUGCUUGAUGCACUUGUAUUUAUUGUAUUAAUGAUGAUUUGCAGGACAUGCUGCAAUUUCUAGUUA
Molecule: messenger RNA, 1590 nt
Organism: Ricinus communis (castor bean)
Lineage: Eukaryota; Viridiplantae; Streptophyta; Magnoliopsida; Malpighiales; Euphorbiaceae
Product: V-type proton ATPase subunit C
Exons: 11
Coding region: 129-1259 (376 amino acids)
Biological process (GO): proton transmembrane transport
Cellular component (GO): vacuolar proton-transporting V-type ATPase, V1 domain
Molecular function (GO): proton-transporting ATPase activity, rotational mechanism
Source: RefSeq, a predicted model, not a curated record